Molecule: messenger RNA, 1014 nt
Organism: Alternaria incomplexa
Lineage: Eukaryota; Fungi; Ascomycota; Dothideomycetes; Pleosporales; Pleosporaceae
Exons: 2
Coding region: 1-1014 (337 amino acids)
Source: RefSeq, a predicted model, not a curated record
AUGGCGGCCAACCUUCCCAGCUUACCGAUAGAGCUCCUUCUCAGUAUCAUAUGCUGUGCGGAGACUCGCUCCAGCAGUCGCAAGCUAUGCGAAGCGCUUCGUCUAACAUGCAAACAGCUCGAUAGCAAGAUCAUGCGGUACUUUGGUAACAACCACUACAAGCGAAUCAAACUACCGUUCAGCGAGACAGGACUCAACCGAUUGCUGCGCAUCUCAAGGGGACCACUAGCUCACCAUAUCGAGUCUGUGACUAUCAAAUGUGGUACCGUCCAUCCAUACCAGGACGUAUGCAUACAGAAGGACCCAAAUUCACUAUUGGACGAGAACAUCAGCAAAUGGCUAAAGGAUGGUGAUUGUGCAGAAAUCCUCGCGUCUGCUUUGUCUAAGCUACCGAAUCUAAGUGGGUUUCACAUCAGGGAGACUGGCUACAAUUUCAGGGUCUAUGAACGGGAGCAACUCGAGCUACUAUGGAAUUACUGGGCUACAACAUUGAGAACUCUGCUAGCAACAGCAAUUCCUACUAUCCAGUCUCUCGAGGAGUUAUCCAUAUGCGCCAACAGCACUAUCAUGGCAGCUGAUCCCUCUCACCUGGGAGACAUCAUCACCUUCACGGAUCAACUUGGAAAGCUUCGGAUGCUUCAGAUAGACAUGGUUCUCGGUACUGGCAAAGAUACUUUACGGAUUCUAUGCUUGGAAGAGGUAUGGACCUACAAGGCCACCUGGCCUGUCGGAAUCGUACAUUUUAUUAGGAGAGAACUAAAUCUGGAAGAGGUCACCUUACGAAAACUCAGUUUCGGCGACUUAGGCCUCCACCUGAGGAGGUUCCACCAACUUCGUCCAAGUAUCGUGCAACAUGGCUAUGGCUAUGAUCCACAACUGGAGGAUGAAGGGUGGGCAUAUGUUGAUUGGGAAAAUCGUUGUUCAGCUGAGAUUAUCCUCAAGUAUCAAGAGGGUGAUGACAUCAAGUAUUGGCUCAGAAUGAUUGAAGAAGACUACAGGUUGAAAGGAAAAUAG